AUGGAAUACCCAAAAGAAAAUUUUAAAAAAAUAGCAAAAUCACUUUACCAAGAAACUAAUUAUAGAAAAAAAAGAGAGUUAUAUAAUAAAAUAAAUAAUCGUUUAAAACUAGACAACAAAAUAAAAAAAGAAAUUACAAAAAAUAAAAACAACCACAGUUUAAUAAUUAAUAACCCACCUUUAUUAGAAAAACUAUUUUGGACAGUUUUUAGAAAUAAACCAAUAUUCAAUACAAUAUUUUCAAAUUUUAUUUUUAAAAAAUCAUGUAGUUAUGAUGAUUUAAUUGGUACUCAAUAUAUCUUCAGUAAAUUCACAAAUGCAAUUAAUAUAAUAAAAGAUAAAAUCAUUAGUAACAAUUAUGUAUUUAGAAAUGAACAACAAGACAUAAUUGAACUAUUCAAAAAUAUUAUAAAAAAUAAUCAGGAUAAUAGAGAUUUUUAUGAUAUACUAUUUACAAGGUCAAAUAUUAAUUUCACAAAUUGGAAAAAAUGGGUAAAGUUAAUUAUUGAAAGUGGUAAUGUAAUGGCACUAAAAAUAUAUAUAUUUCAUUUUAAAAUUGGUCCUCAAGAAAUUCAAAAUACUUUUCCCUUGACAUUCUACCACUUUAAUGGAUAUUCAGGAAUCAAGAUGAUGUACCAUCUUAAAGAAAAUUAUGACCACUCUUUUAAACCAUCCAUCGAACCUCUGGUAAACUUUAGAGAAAUUAAUUAUAUGUGUAAUGGUAAUAAUCAUUAUAUGGGUUAUGAUCUUAUAAACAUUUUAAACCCACACUUAAAGUUGAAACAACUUAUCAAGCUAUAUAAAUAUAUAAUUACUCUAUAUUAUAAUAAUAAUAAUUGUUUAAAUAAUGGUACAUUUAAAUUUAAUAAUUUAAUAAUAGAAAUAAACAAAAUCACUUUGAACCACUUUACAAAAAACCAACUAAACUCCACCAUUAGAGAUUUAAUAAUACAACACAAAACUCAGCUUUCAAAUCAACAAGAUGUAUACAAUUUAAUAGAGUUAAUUCAUAAUUAUUAUAAAAUAAUAUUUCAUCUUAGCAAAAAAUACCAAAAUAAACUACAUAAAACAAGAAAGCCAAUCGAAUACUACAUUUAUUUUAAAGGAAUUGAUAGAGCAAAUGGCCUAUUAACAUCAGAGGAAGAAACGGAAAAUUGCACACUACACAGGGUCCAAGAUUUUUUUCAAGCUACCCUCUCAAAUAAACAAGAGAAAAUAGAUUUCAUCAAUAAAACCCAAUCCCUCAAAAUCCUUGGACAUUUAGCAAACCUAAUACUCUCAAACAACGAUAUAGAACUUAAAAAUAAUUAUGAAAAGAAAUUAGAACCUUAUUCAAGAGAUAUAAUUUUUAAACAAAGAGCCCUAGAAUCCAUUUCAAAUACCAAAACACUUGAUUUUUUCUUCAAGAAGGAUCUUUAUUUUGAAGAUGGGAAUGAAAAUUGGAAAUAUAUCAAGAAUAAAGAAAUUUUAAUAUAUUACGAAAUGCUAAUGAAACAAUCCUCGAAAAAAUUUAAAGUAAUCGAAUAUGAUUAUGAUUUAAACAUUUAUAUGUUUAUUUUAUAUAGGGCUUUAUUAAACCCGUCUGUAUAUAGAUUCGAUAGUUGUAAAGAAUUAAGGAACAAUAGUUAUUUAUCAGACACCAAUCCCUAUUUAUCAGCACUCAAUAUUAUUAUACAAAAAAAAGAAGAUAUUUUUCUGAAUUAUGAUUUUUCUAUAUUUCAAUAUUUUCAAAAACCAACCCAACUUAUUUAUCAAAUAUCAAUCAAUAUCUCAAAAGAUCUAUUUUAUAAUAUUAGAAGAUCAAACAUAUCAAAAAAUUUCGACUUUAUCUUCAUUUUAUAUCUUUUUUAUUGUGGUCGUAUAAAAGAAGGCAUUGAAUAUUUAGAGCAACUUUCAACUUAUUGGGAUAUCGAAUUAUAUUCUCAAGAGUAUAAUAUGCUCUUCGAACUUCCAUUUAAACCUUUAGAAAAACUAAUUGUUUUUUUUAUUAAAAAAGAAAAAGUCAAUAACUUUAACCUUUUGAUCAAAGUUGCAGCAAUAAAAGGUUAUUUGCAAAUUUUUAAGAAGGUAUUUUCAAAAUAUGGUAUCUUUUUAAAUAAAAACUCCUCUCAGUAUAAAAAAGAAAUAGAAUUCUUCAUCUCAAUUGCCAGAUCCUUCAAUAAUGAUAAUUUAGUAAAAUUUUUAACAAAUCAUUUAAAUAACAAAAUUAAAUAA
Dictyostelium purpureum is the source of this 2214-nucleotide messenger RNA. RefSeq lists its product as uncharacterized. The record is from RefSeq and is a predicted model, not a curated record. The transcript has a single exon. Bases 1 to 2214 code for a protein of 737 amino acids. NCBI's taxonomy places the organism in Eukaryota, Evosea, Eumycetozoa, Dictyosteliales, Dictyosteliaceae.